This is a messenger RNA of Chiloscyllium plagiosum (whitespotted bambooshark), 932 nucleotides long. The record is from RefSeq and is a predicted model, not a curated record. Lineage: Eukaryota; Metazoa; Chordata; Chondrichthyes; Orectolobiformes; Hemiscylliidae.
CCCCCAGCUCCAGCCUCUCUGACUCUGGAUCCGAACACAGCGCAUCCCCGGCUCAUCCUGUCUGAGGACCGGACCAGUGUGAGAUUCGGAGUCAAAAACCAGCCGCUCCCUGACUCCCCGGUGAAAUUUGGUUCCUGGGAAUGUGUUCUUGGAUCAGAGGGAUUCACAUCAGGGAGACAUUACUGGGAGGUGGAGGUGGGGCAGAAGACCUGGUGGUAUCUGGGAGUGGCCCGAGAGUCUGUGAAGAGGAAAGGGGGCAUCGAACUAAACCCAGAAACCGGAUUCUGGAUUGUGUGGCUGAUUCCAGGAAAAGGUUAUUUUGCCUCCACCUCUCCCUCACCAACCCCACUCUACCCGAGCGUGAAUCCCCGGAAGAUUGGAGUUUUCCUGGACUGUGAGGGUGCACGGGUGUCAUUUUACAAUGCGGACACCAUGUCCCAUCUCCACACUUUCACCCACACUUUCACUGAGAGGCUCUUUCCCUUCUUCUGUCCGGGAAGGAAUAUUGACGGGAAAAACUCCGCCCCGCUGACAAUCUGCGGGAUUAAAGGGCACUGACAGAUCCAUCCCAUAAUUUCACCCCGUCCCCCUGUCUCCUGCCAGCUGUAAACUGAUGGAGGUCGGUCUCAGUCUGGGGGAAAGAAGGAGGGAGGGGGAGAGAAGAAACAAAUAGAAGCUCAAUUGUAGAGAGGGACUGACUGGGUCGAGUGAGCUGUGAGCUGCAGGAACCCGGGGACCUUCCUGCCUGUAAUGGUGCUCCACAGGCGGGAGGUGGCGCUACAUGACGGUGUUGGAGAUGAAUCAGUCAGUGGGUCUCAGACUGGGUUCAGGGAAGUCUUUCCAGGGGGAGACCAAAUCAUUUCAAUGCAGGUCAGUGGAGUCUUUCCAGGGGGACUGGGCUCAGUCAAAAUAAAAAUGUCAGAUUGAUCUUC